Molecule: messenger RNA, 1221 nt
Organism: Pongo pygmaeus (Bornean orangutan)
Lineage: Eukaryota; Metazoa; Chordata; Mammalia; Primates; Hominidae
Gene: SDHB
Product: succinate dehydrogenase complex iron sulfur subunit B
Exons: 8
Coding region: 222-1064 (280 amino acids)
Biological process (GO): respiratory electron transport chain; tricarboxylic acid cycle; aerobic respiration
Cellular component (GO): mitochondrial membrane
Molecular function (GO): oxidoreductase activity; 2 iron, 2 sulfur cluster binding; electron transfer activity
Source: RefSeq, a predicted model, not a curated record
GCCAAAUGGGCAUGGCCGCUACUGCGCUACUGCGCACGCUCGCUGUGCUUGCCCCGGCUUCCCUCCUCCCACCCGGGAAACCGGAAGCCGCCUCCCACUUGGUUGCUCCUACGCGGCUAGCCGGUCCUCAGUGGAUGCAGGCUGGGCGCCGCGAUGUUCGACGGGACACCGGCGGAGAGCGACCUCGGGGUUAAGGGGUGGGGCUGACGUCAGGAGCCAAGAUGGCGGCUGUGGUCGCACUCUCCUUGAGGCGGCGGUUACCGGCCACAACCCUUGGCGGAGCCUGCCUGCAGGCCUCCCGAGGAACCCAGACAGCUGCAGCCGCAGCUCCCCGUAUCAAGAAAUUUGCCAUCUAUCGAUGGGACCCAGACAAGGCUGGAGACAAACCUCAUAUGCAGACUUAUGAAGUUGACCUUAAUAAAUGUGGCCCCAUGGUAUUAGAUGCUUUAAUCAAGAUUAAGAAUGAAGUUGACUCUACUUUGACCUUCCGAAGAUCAUGCAGAGAAGGCAUCUGUGGCUCUUGUGCAAUGAACAUCAAUGGAGGCAACACUCUAGCUUGCACCCGAAGGAUUGACACCAACCUCAAUAAGGUCUCAAAAAUCUACCCUCUUCCACACAUGUAUGUGAUAAAGGAUCUUGUUCCCGAUUUGAGCAACUUCUAUGCACAAUACAAAUCCAUUGAGCCUUAUUUGAAGAAGAAGGAUGAAUCUCAGGAAGGCAAGCAGCAGUAUCUGCAGUCCAUAGAAGAGCGUGAGAAACUGGACGGGCUCUAUGAGUGCAUUCUCUGUGCCUGCUGUAGCACCAGCUGCCCCAGCUACUGGUGGAACGGAGACAAAUAUCUGGGGCCUGCAGUUCUUAUGCAGGCCUAUCGCUGGAUGAUUGACUCCAGAGACGACUUCACAGAGGAGCGCCUGGCCAAGCUGCAGGACCCAUUCUCUCUAUACCGCUGCCACACCAUCAUGAACUGCACAAGGACCUGUCCCAAGGGUCUGAAUCCAGGGAAAGCUAUUGCGGAGAUCAAGAAAAUGAUGGCAACCUAUAAGGAGAAGAAAGCUUCAGUUUAACUGUUUCCAUGCUAAACAUGAUUUAUAACCAGCUCAGAGCUGAACAUAAUUUAUAUCUAAUUUGAGUUCCUUUAAAGAUCUUGGUUUUCCAUGAAUACAGCAUGUAUAAUAAAAAUUUUAAGAAAUAAAUGUUAUUCUACUUUAUUAACAAAAAAAA